CAAAAUGGCGCCGCGGGAGGCGGGUCCCGCUCGUCGGCUCCCGGGGUUCCGGCGCCGCGCGUUUUGGUUCCGGAGUAACAGUGUCGCUACCGCCUUCCUCCUCCUCCUCUCGCCGCUACCGCCGUCGCCGCCGCCGCAGGUCCGCGCGGCCUCGGGUGGCCGGAGCUCAGCCUGCGCACGCAGCGCCCUGUGUCUCCGGGUGGGGCGGAAGACUCGCCUCUUGAGUCUCCCGCAGGGACUCUCCGUGGUGUGGCGGCCCUGGGGCUCUUUCUUAAUGGCCCCGGACUGAGUCCCCUCCAGUCGAGGACCCUCUCCUAGUCCACUGACGAGCGGUGGAUACCUGCCGCAGUCCUUGCCCUGCUGCCUCCUUAUACCCACACGGCGGCAGAGAGCUUCACCAUAGCGUUCGCUCAACUCCAGAACCUUCCGACCUCCGCUAGUUCCUGCGGGCCUCUGCCCGCUUCCCGGUGCACCCUCCCCGGGAGACACCUCAGACCCCCGACAGCCUGGGCAGGCUCGGUGCCUGCGGGUGCGUUCCUGAUCACCCCUCCCCUCUUCCCUCCCCCUCAUCCUCCAGUCCCUUGUUUUCACUCUCUGUCCUCUGCCCCUCACUCCCCUUGUCACCUCUUGGAGCCCCCUCCUAACCAGCGACCAGUGGGUAUCCCCUACCCCAGGAUGUGAGCCUCUUUAACCUGUAAUGCUGUGGCUAGCCCUUGGCCCCUUUCCUGCCAUGGAGAACCAGGUGCUGGUAAUUCGCAUCAAGAUCCCAAAUAGUGGCGCGGUGGACUGGACAGUGCACUCCGGGCCGCAGUUACUCUUCAGGGAUGUGCUGGAUGUGAUAGGCCAGGUUCUGCCUGAAGCAACAACUACAGCAUUUGAAUAUGAAGAUGAAGAUGGUGAUCGAAUUACAGUGAGAAGUGAUGAGGAAAUGAAGGCAAUGCUGUCAUAUUAUUAUUCCACAAUAAUGGAACAGCAAGUAAAUGGACAGUUAAUAGAGCCUCUGCAGAUAUUUCCAAGAGCCUGCAAGCCUCCUGGGGAACGGAACAUACAUGGCCUGAAGGUGAAUACUCGGGCCGUACCCUCUCAACACAGCAGCCCAGCAGUCUCAGAUUCACUUCCAAGCAAUAGCUUAAAGAAGUCUUCUGCUGAACUGAAAAAAAUAUUAGCCAAUGGCCAGAUGAAUGAACAAGACAUACGAUAUCGGGACACUCUUGGUCAUGGCAACGGAGGCACAGUCUACAAAGCAUAUCAUGUCCCGAGUGGGAAAAUAUUAGCUGUAAAGGUGAUACUACUAGAUAUUACACUGGAACUUCAGAAGCAAAUUAUGUCUGAAUUGGAAAUUCUUUAUAAGUGCGAUUCAUCAUAUAUCAUUGGAUUUUAUGGAGCAUUUUUUGUAGAAAACAGGAUUUCAAUAUGUACAGAAUUCAUGGAUGGGGGAUCUUUGGAUGUAUAUAGGAAAAUGCCAGAACAUGUCCUUGGAAGAAUUGCAGUAGCAGUUGUUAAAGGCCUUACUUAUUUGUGGAGUUUAAAGAUUUUACAUAGAGACGUGAAGCCCUCCAAUAUGCUAGUAAACACAAGAGGACAGGUUAAGCUGUGUGAUUUUGGAGUUAGCACUCAGCUGGUGAAUUCUAUAGCCAAGACGUAUGUUGGAACAAAUGCUUAUAUGGCACCUGAAAGGAUUUCAGGGGAGCAGUAUGGAAUUCAUUCUGAUGUCUGGAGCUUAGGAAUCUCUUUUAUGGAGCUUGCUCUUGGGAGGUUUCCAUAUCCUCAGAUUCAGAAAAACCAGGGAUCUUUAAUGCCUCUCCAGCUUCUGCAGUGCAUUGUUGAUGAGGAUUCGCCCGUCCUUCCAGUUGGAGAGUUCUCGGAGCCAUUUGUACAUUUCAUCACUCAGUGUAUGCGAAAACAGCCAAAAGAAAGGCCAGCACCUGAAGAAUUGAUGAUUUGUAUUUCAGAAGCCUUUUCUACUGUUGUGAGACAUGGAGAGAAGCCGAUGUGGGAAUCACAGAUGUGCAUUUCAGUCUGCACUCGCCAUUUUUAUGUCUUAGCAUCAGCUCUGUGCCCAGCAUCCUGCCUGACGCCGAGGAGGCAGCAUGUCAGCCCCAAGUCCUGACCCCCCAGCCAGCUCACAGUCCAGUGAGGAAGGUGAGGGUAGACACAGCCAAGCACAGGAUAGAAUGUGAGAAUCGCCAGAGACCCCCCCUCACCUUCUCCUCCCACCUUCACCUACCCCUUCACCUCAGGCCACUCCUGUGGAGUCCUGUGCUCCAAACUUCUGGCAGUCCCCAGAUGCAUGAGGCAUCCUCACACAGUCAUGUCUUUGCUUGUGCUGUUUCCUCACUGCCAGAUGGUGAACUUCUCCACCUCCGAAACCCAACUGGCACAACCUCUGUGAAGCUUUCCUAAGCAUGCUUCAGUUGGGUUGAGGACUUCCUUUUGCCUGUCACCCUUCACCCUGGCUAAUACUUCUGUUAAUGCACUCCUCACGCUUUGUGGCAGUAACUUGUGGUAACAGUCA
Molecule: messenger RNA, 2515 nt
Organism: Nomascus leucogenys (northern white-cheeked gibbon)
Lineage: Eukaryota; Metazoa; Chordata; Mammalia; Primates; Hylobatidae
Gene: MAP2K5
Product: mitogen-activated protein kinase kinase 5
Exons: 22
Coding region: 698-2110 (470 amino acids)
Biological process (GO): protein phosphorylation
Molecular function (GO): ATP binding; protein binding; protein kinase activity
Source: RefSeq, a predicted model, not a curated record